Molecule: messenger RNA, 2226 nt
Organism: Williopsis jadinii
Lineage: Eukaryota; Fungi; Ascomycota; Saccharomycetes; Phaffomycetales; Wickerhamomycetaceae
Exons: 1
Coding region: 19-2178 (719 amino acids)
Biological process (GO): transmembrane transport; chloride transport
Cellular component (GO): early endosome; Golgi apparatus; membrane
Molecular function (GO): voltage-gated chloride channel activity
Source: RefSeq, a predicted model, not a curated record
AGAGACCUGUGAGGAGAAAUGUCACUGUGGAAGGGCAUACCCAUCGUGGAGUUCGACCCUGAGACCUCGGGCUCGUCAUCCCAGUUUGAAAGGACUCGAAAGCAUCACUACAAGAAUCUGUCAUCGAUCAAUUGGCCCCAUGAAUACGCCCGGCGGGAGGAGAUCAAGUCGAGCGUGUCGAACCAUUCUCCUAAUUGGGGGUCAUACUGGAGACUGAGCUCGACCUGGACCGUGAUAAUCGGUACAGGUGCGAUGAUUGGUGUUGUAACGGCGAAUAUCGACUACCUCUAUAAGUGGCUCACGGACUUGAAAGGUGGUGUGUGUCAGAAUGGAUUCUAUAUGACUUACGGUAACUGCUGUAAAGGUAUAAACGAGGGAGACAUUUGUGAGGAAUGGCGACAGUGGGACCAGGUCAUUGGAAUCAGUGGUAGCACCGCAGGCUCGUUUAUAUACAAGUAUUUUCUGUUCAUCGUGACCUCAUUGAUACUUGCUACGUGUUCCGCUUUACUCGUGAAAGACGCAGAUUUCGUAAAGACAAGUGGUAUCUCUGAAGUUAAGACAAUCAUCAGUGGUGUUGUAAUAAAGGACUUCCUGAGUUUGAAAACCAUGAUGGUUAAGCUCAUUGGGUUGACCCUCACAGUCAGUUCUAACCUGUGGGCAGGGAAAGAAGGUCCACUGGUUCAUAUCGCGUGCUGCUGUGCAGAGUUUGUGAUGCAUUUCUUCCCAGUGUUGGACGACAACGAGGCAACUAGACGUGAGUUGUUGCUGGCCGCCAGUGCCUCUGGUAUAUCUGUUGCAUUCAAUGCCCCAAUCAGUGGUGUCAUCUUCACUCUGGAACAAUUGACGUCGUAUUUUUACACUAGUACGAAGAUGUGGACCUCUUUUAUAUGUGCAAUGACGGGGACUAUCCUGCUGAAUUCAUUCAAGGAAGGCAUUGACGUCUACGUUACGAUGGAUAACCAAUGGUUGGGGUUUGAACUCUUUGGGUUCAUGAUUCUGGGUAUAUCUGGUGGACUAUUCGGUGCCAUCUUCAACAAGAUGAACAUGAAAUUUGCACAGUUCAGAAAAGACCAUAUAAGUUCGAGGGGAAGUCAUUAUGAAGUUGUUGAAGUUUUAGUGCUCUCAGUUGUGACUUCACUUGUCACGUAUCCCUUGGUGUUUCCCAGACUUCCCCUCAACACACUAAUCUCAAGGCUUUAUAAAGACUGUGAUGGUGUCGACGAAAACAUCAUGGGUGGGCUGUGUUCUGAACAUCCUGGUUACAGCAUUGCAUUGUUGAUAUGUACCGGCAUAACUGCAUGCAUAUUGACUUCGUAUACUUUUGGUACCAUUGUGCCAGCUGGGGUAUUGACGCCCGCAUUAGCCAUAGGAGCCAUCUUUGGACGUCUGUUGGGCAUCACCAUGGAGAGUUUCCAAACGUCGUCACCUUUUCUCUCAGACCUGUGCAGAGAAUCCUCAAACCUGUGUAUUUCUCCAGGAGCAUAUGCUGUAGUUGGAUCUGCUGCAUUCUUAGCAGGUGUAACGAAGAUGACGGUAUGGGUGGUUGUUACUGUUUUUGAACUGACAGGUGCACUGACCUAUGUUUUACCCAUCAUGAUGACUGUCAUCAUUGCUCGGUGGACAAACGACCAAUUUGACGAGAUGAACUGUUAUGAUACAUGGAUCAGGUUUUUCCAUUACCCAUACCUCAUGGAGCCCAAUCGUCCUCUACCAUUGACGAAAGCCAUUGAAAUCAUAAAGCCUCUUGAUGAAGUCAAGGCAAUCUACCUGGAAGAUGCCAUGACAUUAGACUUCCUGAAUCGGCUGUUGUCACUGGAGUACCAAGGCUUGCCGAUUCUUCGAAGCCGUACAAACCCACAACUUUACGGAUGGGUUUCACUGGCAGAGCUGGCGUGCGAGCUCGAGUCGCUCCAACUCUCGCCAGACUACAACGGUGAAGCCAGGGCUUCCUUCGUUCCAACUCAUGACGACGGCAUCUGUCUACUAACGCAUCUAGUGGAAAAGGACUAUAUAAUCUUAAACCCACAACUGCCGCUACCUUCGCUGGUUGACGUCUUCUUCAACAUGAAACCGCAGUUCGCGCUCUUCUGCCAGGACGGACUGUUUGUCGGUAUCUUGACGCUCAAGGACAUUUCAAGGGUGGUCCAAGGUGCAAAGGUCAAGCGCGUGAUGCUAUAGGAAACGCCACCUGGCGACUACAUAGAACUAUAAUGAAGACCGUGUGUG